UACACACGCACAGAGAUACUGUGUGAACUGUGAAGAGAGCAGCUGCAGGGAUGAAGUUCACCGCAUGGCUCUAGGUGCAAGGGGCAUAACGAUCUCAAGGCAUGUACCGGAGCUUAUAGCUUAUCGGUCCUGACGGGACUAGGGGGAGGGAUGGAGAGAUCCAGAGCAAGGCGGAGAUUCGAGAGGGGGGAGAGGAUUGAAGCGCAGGAGGAAGAGGGGAGGGAGGAGAGGAGGAGGAGAGGGGGGAGGAGAGGAAUGGAGGACAGGAGCGGAAGGGCAGGUAGGGUGACUUAUAAGAAGAAUGCCAUGGACGACUUUUUUUUUUUCCUUUCACUACCCUUCCCAAGACAAAAAGAGACAGAGCGGAACGUCCAAGAACAGGACCAAGAGACCGGUUGGUCUUGUCUUGUCCCAGGACAAAUGCAGCGGAAGGGAGGGGGGGGGGAUAGAGUAGUUCUGGUUCUGGUCUGCUUUUUCGCCGCCAAGACGCCCAGCUGCCGAGCCCUUGGCAUGGGCAACGUCAAGAGAGUGUCACGGCCAACACCAUGGCGUGCGAGGUCCCAAGGAUUUCUCGAAGGUUGAAAGGGGGAGAUUUUCUCCCCCCUCGGGUUCGGAGAGCGGAGGGAAGGAAUGGGGUGCUAGGCUGAGGAGCCUUGAGAAGUGAAAAGGAGCUACCGGAAGGGACGAGUAGCGGGGGGAGAGAGAGAGGGAUCGGGGGUCGGGGAUAAAGUUGAAGAUAACCACUGAUUAAAGUGAAAGGGAAAAGAAAUGAAGGGAGGAAAAGGAGGACAGA
Molecule: messenger RNA, 793 nt
Organism: Aspergillus costaricaensis CBS 115574
Lineage: Eukaryota; Fungi; Ascomycota; Eurotiomycetes; Eurotiales; Aspergillaceae
Exons: 1
Coding region: 151-582 (143 amino acids)
Source: RefSeq, a predicted model, not a curated record